UGCAGGUUUAUUAGCAGACAUGCCUUUGUCAAGAACACAUCCAUUUACGGUCCCAUCAACUGGUGGAGGCAUUACAUCUCAUAUGAGUUACAUACAAGAAGCAAGUAAUUUACCACCUUUAAAGUCUGUUUUAAAGGAUCAACAACCAAAUUCAUUAGCCGGGAGUGUGAGUAGCACGAGUAGUAGUCAAUUACCCGAAGUUGUUGUAUCAUCCACGGGAAGUUCUGGAACACAACAGCAAUGUAUCACCCAUAGUAGUGGAAUAUGUUUACCAUCGAAUUCACAUAGUCGACAACCAAGUGGAAAAUCAACCACUGGUACAUCAACAAGUUCACCACAAAGCGCUCAACCAUCACCCCAACCACCGUUAGAAAAACCGAAUACAAUGGUUGCAACCCCCGAACAAGUGAUGAAAUUAUAUAGUAAUAAAUUAACACCGUACGAACAUCGUGAGAUUUAUACGUAUCCUCAUGUUUAUUUUAUCGGAGCAAAAGCUAAGAAACGUCCUGGUAUUAUUGGGAAUCCAAAUAAUUGUGAUUAUGAUAACGAACAGGGAUCAUACAUACAUAUCCCUCAUGAUCAUGUAGCAUAUCGUUAUGAAGUAUUGAAAGUGAUCGGGAAGGGUAGUUUUGGACAAGUUGUGAAAGCAUACGAUCAUAAAACACAUGAACAAGUUGCAUUGAAAAUGGUGAGAAAUGAAAAACGAUUUCAUCGUCAAGCACAGGAAGAAGUACGUAUCCUGGAGCAUUUAAGGAAACAGGAUAAGGAUAAUACUAUGAAUAUAAUUCACAUGUACGAUCAUUUUACAUUUCGUAAUCAUAUGUGCAUCACGUUUGAACUGUUAUCAAUAAACUUAUACGAAUUAAUAAAAAAGAAUAAAUUUCAUGGAUUUAGUUUACAAUUAGUACGAAAAUUUUCACAUUCGUUGUUACAAUGUCUGGAUGCGUUAUAUAAGAAUAAAAUUAUACAUUGUGACAUGAAGCCGGAGAAUGUUUUGUUGAAACAGCAAGGACGAAGUGGAUUAAAAGUAAUUGAUUUUGGAUCGUCUUGUUAUGAGCACCAACGAAUUUAUACCUAUGUGCAAUCGCGAUUUUAUCGUGCACCCGAAGUAAUAUUAGGCGCACGAUAUGGUAUGCCAAUCGAUAUGUGGUCGUUAGGAUGUAUUCUCGCUGAAUUAUUAACUGGUUUUCCAUUGUUACCCGGUGAAGAUGAAAGCGAUCAAUUAGCAUGUAUUAUAGAAUUAAUUGGUAUGCCACCAAAAAGUCUACUCGAUUCAGCCAAACGAACAAAGAAUUUCAUCAGUUCAAAAGGUUUUCCACGUUAUUGCACCGCAAGUACUUUACCAGACGGUACAACCGUUUUAAGUGGUGGAUUAUCACGCCGUGGUAAAGCGCGUGGACCACCUGGAUCACGUGAUUUAAAGCGUGCGCUUAAAGGAUGUGAUGAUGCAUUAUUUUUGGAUUUUAUUCGACGUUGUUUGGAAUGGGAUCCUGAAUAUCGUAUGACACCUAGUGCCGCGUUACGACAUUCGUGGCUACGUAGACGUUUACCGCGUGCACCACAUGAUGCUACGCUUCAAGCAGCUCGAGCUGCGUCUUGUUCGCGCGCCGCUGCCAAAGUGGGUACACUUGCAACAACUGCGCCAUCAUUACAUACAACGCACAAACUACGCACUCAAUUGUCCGAUGAUCGUUCGAGCACAAUACAUUCAAGACACAGCAAUCAUUCUAGUGGAAAAUUGCCAAGUAUUACGUAGCAGAAUAUGUGUCUUUCACAAACUGUGGUAUUUUGCGAUCAAAAAUGGCCUGAUUAAUAAUUAUGAAAAUACGCGCAAUUAUUAUAUUGUUCCUUAAUUUUUUUUUAUUGUGUUAUUCGAAAAUCGUCAACGCGCCCAAAAUUUAUGGUAGUACUAAAGAACUUAGUGGCCUAGAUUAUACUUAUUCUUAAAUCUUUCUAGCAGAUUUUUUUUUUUUGGCUGAAUUUAUGGAGUACUACUUUUUAUUUCUGAGAAUCGAAUCAAACGGAAUUUUUUUAAACUUAUUUGUGGAAAUUGUUGUAAAUACUUAGAAAGAACCCCGCACAAAUAAUAUGCAAAUAAUUUUUCAGUCAAAUAGUCCAAAAAUUUGAUAGAAGAUCCUUCUUAACAAGUUGAUCAAAUCUGUUAAUGGGUCGAAAGUAUUUCAAUGAGAUAUUUGGGAUUGAAGUUGAAACUAAGGCAAUAAUACACGCAUAAAGGGCCAAAUUUUUAGCCUAUUAUUCGUUUGAAGAGAAAAAUCACUCAUUUUAAAACUUAAA
Molecule: messenger RNA, 2295 nt
Organism: Chrysoperla carnea
Lineage: Eukaryota; Metazoa; Arthropoda; Insecta; Neuroptera; Chrysopidae
Gene: Dyrk3
Product: dual specificity tyrosine-phosphorylation-regulated kinase 2
Exons: 3
Coding region: 20-1756 (578 amino acids)
Biological process (GO): peptidyl-threonine phosphorylation; peptidyl-serine phosphorylation
Cellular component (GO): nucleus
Molecular function (GO): ATP binding; protein serine/threonine kinase activity; protein serine/threonine/tyrosine kinase activity
Source: RefSeq, a predicted model, not a curated record